This is a messenger RNA of Ostrinia furnacalis (Asian corn borer), 4041 nucleotides long. RefSeq lists its product as uncharacterized. Gene Ontology annotation, biological process: amino acid metabolic process. The coding region runs from base 167 to 3856 and encodes 1229 amino acids. Gene Ontology annotation, cellular component: cytoplasm. The transcript has 27 exons. Lineage: Eukaryota; Metazoa; Arthropoda; Insecta; Lepidoptera; Crambidae. The record is from RefSeq and is a predicted model, not a curated record. Gene Ontology annotation, molecular function: aminoacylase activity; protein binding.
AAAAUGUCACAGCACAGUUUACGAAAUGGUUGUUUGUUGUUUUUCAGUUUUUUCCAUUGAAUUUUAUAAUUAAUUCGUUCUUUCAAUUCAGAAAAAGGGAUUUCUAGUGUUUUUUUCUUUUCUGUGAAUCCAUUGUAAACGCUUUACUGGCUCUCCUACCCACGAGAUGGUGCAAUCUCAGUUUUCACUUACUUGGGAGUCCUACAAAUCGAGUAUUUGUAAAGGUUUUAGCUCUUUACAACAGAAUGGCGAAUUUGUCGACAUGACCCUCGCGGCUGAUGGUCACUAUGUAAAGGUCCAUCAAGUUUUAAUAGCCUUGGCUAGCCCAUAUUUAAAGGAGCUUAUUUCAUCAGCUCCGUGUCAACAUCCUGUAUUGUUUUUAAAUAAUGUAUCACACAGUACAUUAUCCUUACUUCUGAUGUAUAUUUACACUGGCGAAGUGAUGGUGCCGUCUGACAAUUUAGCAGCCUUUGCAGAAGCUGCCAAAUCACUUCACAUUAAAGGAUUAGAAAAUCUUACUGGCUAUGACAGUAUGACCCUCAAAGUUGCUGAGAAUCUGUCUCAAAUGGAAGAAGGAGACAUAUGUCAUGUUAGUGGAAUCAAAAGCAUGAAUAUUCCUACAAAAGAAGGAGCUAAACAGAUUGGUUUGCCAGCUGCUGCUAGAAAGAUAAUCAUUAAAAAAGAGACUCCACUAAUACAAACUGCUGAUGUGCAUAGAAAAAUUGAACCAGCUCAAGGAGCAACAGCUGAACCCCAAUAUGUUGAAAUAGAUAUCAUGGAAGAUAAUGUGGCACAAGAUUCUGAUGAUGAUUUCAAGACUGAUGAUUUUACAAAACCAACGGAGAAGACAGAUCCUGACAUAGCAGAUACGCCGUCAUCGAACCUGCAGUUUACCGUAUCAAUUCGAGGCUCCCUGCAAAUAAUUCUGAACCGCUACAUUUACAAUCUGCACUCGAGCAAACAACGAAACGGGAUCCGGCGCUGGCGUUGCGUUGACUACCGAAACCAUAAAUGCAAGGCUUUCGUUGUUACCAAAGGAAACGUAGUCUUAAACAGAGCGAAUCUUCACAACCACUCGUUUCAUGACAAGAAAAUACUCUCGAAAAUAGAAAAGAAAGCGGUUUACUCUGCGUUAGACGAAGUAUAUGGCUACAAAGAAAAAGAAGAGGCAAAAAUGACGGAAAAUGACGCUUCAAUGGAUCAAGACGACUUCAACAUGCUCGACGACUUUGGUACGGGAAUGAACGAAAUGACGGAUAAUAAUAAAAAUGAAUUUAUCAAAGACAAAAUAAAUUAUGCUAUCUGUGAGAUUUAUGCGACUAGGAUGGUCAAUAACUCGGGCGCGCGGGCGUGCCAAGAUCAGGCUGUGGAAUUCUGGAAGCGGCAGGCAAGCGAAGUGGGCCUAGAUUUCGCAGUGUACUUCCCAGCAGGCAAGCCGGUUUGCGUGCUAACGCGCGUCGGGGCCAACCCCGCCCUGCCCAGCAUUAUGCUCAACUCUCAUAUGGAUGUCGUUGAGGCUGACCCAACUGAAUGGACUUAUCCACCUUUUGCGGCGCACGUAGACGAUGACGGCAACAUCUUCGCUCGUGGAACUCAAGACACCAAGGAUAUAGCCAUCCAGUACCUGGAGGCGGUCAGGCGGAUCAAUGCCCAGAAUGUCACCUUGCAACGCACUAUCCACAUCACUCUUAUGCCUGAUGAAGAAACAGGCGGAUUUCAGGGCAUCAGGCCAUUUAUUAAAACGCCAGAGUUCAAGGCGUUAAACAUUGGUUUUGCUUUGGACGAGGGGGGGGCAUCCCCCACGGACGACAUGUUCGCCACGUAUCAAGAUCGGAGAGCUUGGUCUAUAGCAAUAACAGUUAACGGAGUCGGCGGCCAUGGAUCAACCAUGGCAUCUGAUGUUGCUAUCAAAAAGCUGCAACGGUUGAUAAAUGUGAUGAUGGAAUACAGGGAGAUGCUUGAAAAAGCUUUGGAAUCAGCUGAUAAAGCUACGUAUGGGUUAUAUCCAACACUGAAUAUCGAUAUGAUUAAUGGUGGAAUGGCCCCAAACGUGAUACCGGAAACAUUCACUCUGGUGGCCGACAUGAGAUUUCCUCCUACUGAAAACGCUACUGACAUGUUGUCCCUGGUAUAUUCGUGGGCGGCGUUUGCUGGCAAUGGAACAACGGUUAAGUUUUUGAGACGAGAAAUGGAGUCGCUCGCAACUCCAAUAGAUGAGUCCAACCCUUAUUGGGUCACUAUGAAUAAAACCAUCACAGAUUUGGGUUACAGACUGAUCACAGGGGUGUGUCCCGGGACGACCGAUAUGUUCGAUAUUCGCAACAUCGGCAUCCCGGCUAUCGGGUUCGCGCCCGAACGUUGGACCAUCAGCCGAUUGCACCAGCCCAACGAGUAUCUGAACAUCGACGUGUUUCUAGAAGGCAUCGAUAUCUACGUCCCCCUCAUCACUAAUCUGCACGGUUUCAGUAUCACCAACGGUGCGCCCCUAGGCGGACACGCUAAUAAUAGUCAUCUGUGUUCAUUUAAUAUGGAGAGCUUUGUAAACAGAAUUUAUAAAAACAUGGCAUAUAAAUUGCUGUUGCUGUCCUUCGUUCCGUUUCUGACUUCAACCGUCAUGGCCAGUCCACUGCCAAACAAAUUACAGGAACAACUGGAAAACCCAGCUGUUGUUAAAUUUCGAGAAUACUUGCGAAUAGACACUAGCCCAAGUGAGAAUUUACAGGAGGCCGUGGAAUUCUGGAGGCGGCAGGCCGCCGACUCAGGGCUUGAUUUUGCGGUGUACUCGCCGGCCGGCAAGCCGAUAUGCGUCCUAACGCGCGUGGGCGCCGACCCUACCUUGCCCAGCAUCAUGCUCAAUUCCCACAUGGAUGUGGUUGCAGCCGUGCCAACCGCAUGGACCUAUCCACCUUACGAGGCGCAAGUGGACAAUGAUGGCAACAUCUACGGGCGCGGAGCUCAGGACACCAAGGACGUAGCCAUCCAGUACCUGGAGGCGGUCAGGCGGAUCAUUGCCCAGAAUGUCACCUUGCAACGCACUGUACACAUCACUCUUAUGCCUGAUGAAGAAACAGGUGGAUUUGAGGGAAUUAGACCUUUUAUAAAAACGCCAGAGUUCAAGGCGUUAAAUAUCGGUUUUGCAUUAGACGAGGGGCUGGCAAACCCGACUGACGACUUGUAUGCUACAUAUCAAGAUCGGAGAGCUUGGUCUAUACAAAUAACAGUCAAGGGAAAGAGCGGCCAUGGAUCAUCGAUGCCAGCUGAUAUUGCUAUCAAAAAGCUGCAAAGGCUAAUAAACGUGAUGAUGAGAUACAGGAAACCACUCGAAAAGGCUCUGAUAUCAGUGCCUAGUAUAAGAAAUGGGUUUUAUACAACUCUGAAUCUUAACAUGAUCAAUGGUGGAAUGGCCCCAAACAUUAUUCCGGAAACCUUCACUCUGGUAGCUGAUAUGAGACUGUCUCCUGAAGAAAAUGCAACUGAGAUACUAUCCCUGGUAAACUCAUGGGGCGCGUUUGCUGGGAACGGAACAACAGUGGACUUCUUAAGACGAGAAAUGGAGUCGCUGGCAACUCCUAUAGAUGAAACCAAUCCUUAUUGGGUUACUAUAAAUGAAACCAUAACACACAUGGGCUACAACCUGGUCCCAGUGGUCUGUCCGGCUACGUCAGACAUGUUGCACAUCCGUAACAUCGGCAUCCCGGCCAUCGGGUUCGCGCCCAAACGCCGCACCACGAGCCGCAUGCACGACAUCGACGAGUAUCUAAACAUCGAUGUCUUUCUAGAAGGCAUCGAUAUCUACGUCUCCCUCAUCACUAAUCUGGCGAAUUUGCCGGAGAAGAAAAUGGACUGUACAGAAUAACUUAAAGAAGCGACCAAGUAGUUUGUAUUACACGUCUCGCGUCUGAUUGAAACCAGUCACAUUUUAUUUUAAUGUAGAGUUACCAUAACAUGCGUACGUAAAUAGUAUAAUUUAUGAUUUAGCUUUGUACAGCAAAUAUUAUAAAAAUAUACUCACAUAAACAACACCAACAUUUUUAUUCUUCG